AUGCCGCCGCCGCCGCCGCCGCCCCCGGGGACGGGCCUCCCCGGUGUCCCCCUCUCCGCAGCCCCUUGUCCCCCGAGGGUCCCCGAGGCCCCCGACGGGACUCGGGAGUCUUCGGGGGGGUCCCCGAUGGGAGCCCCCCCGAGGGCCCCGGGACGGGUGUGCAGGGGUUCCUGGGUGUCCGGGCGGGUUUCGGGGAUCCCCGCGGGCGUCAAGGGUCUCCGCGGAUGCCGGGGUCGCCGGGCGGGUUCCCGGGGGUCGCCGAGGCCGCCCGGCGGGGUUUCGGGCUUCGCCGAGGGCUCCGGGCGGGUGGCGGGAGGCUGCGAGCGAUCCGGGGCGCUAGGUCAUCGUCCGGGGCUCCGAGGCCGCUGGCUCCCGGCGGGGCCGGCCAUCCCCAGCGGACCGGGCUCGCGGGCCGGCCGGGCCGGGCGGGUGGGCUCGGGGGUCCGGGGGACGGCCCGGAAGCGACCCCGCCCGGCCGGGGCCCCCGAGCGAGCGGCCGGCCCGCGCCCUCAACGGCCGGCGGCGCGGGGGGCGGGCGCGCGCGAGGCGGGCGGGGCGGCGCGGGGCCCCCGCCCAUGCAAGACCCCCCGGGCCUCCUGGCCGCCGCCUCCGCCGCUGCCUCACGGGCGGGCGCCCCGGGUCGCCUGUCGCUUCCGCGCCGCGCACGCCGCCGCCAUCUUGUUUACCGCCCUGCGCCGCCGCGCGCCCCGACGCACGGCCCGCCGCGGCCCCGCCCCCCGCCGCCAACGUGCCCGCCCGUUGGUCCCUGAGCGCCCCGCCUCCCCACGGGCCGCCGUCUCCCAUUGGCUCGUGCUGCGUGUCCUGAGAGGUGAUUGGCCGGCGCUGGGCCCCGCCCCCGGCCCGCUGUUAUUGGCCUGGACUGACGUCCAUCUGGGACAGGGGGGCGGGGCCGCGCGGGUGCGACUCCGAGAGGCCCUCGGGGCGGGAGGCGGAGACUCCCAGGCGGCGGCGGCCAGAGGUCGGAAAGUGGCCAAGUGCGUGCGGGUCCGCCUGGGGCGCUCCUGGGUGCGCAGCUGCGCCCUCGCUGCCGCGGGCGUCCGGCCUUUGGGAGGACGACGGCAGAGACCGGCCGAGUGGACGCAGACCCCAGGACCCCGGCAGCCAGGGGCGCCCCCAGCCCUGCCCCCCUGGGUCACACGUGGCCCUGGGAGCCUGGGCGGAGAGGCGGAAGGCGGGUGGCGGGCGGGUCCGCGCAAACCCGUCGGACGGGUUGGCCGCCGCUGGUGGAGCCACAGUGCCCAGGGGCCGGCGCGGGCCCAGGGCCCAGGGUCGGAGCUGGACGCGGAGCCCGGAGCCCCCGCCGAGGACAGGGUCAUUCUCGAGCGCACCCUGCAACCCGCCUACCAGGGGGAAGUUGAAGGAGGCCGGGACGUGCCCCCACCCCGGGCCUUGGCACCCCCAGACCUCCCGCCAUCUCUGGAAACCCCCAGGUGGCGGGUGCACCCCUCCCAGAUCGGGGGUCCUGCCCGAGGGCUUCCUGCUCUGGGCACCUCCAGACUGAACAGAAGCCCCAGUUGCCAGCUGCGCCCCUGUGCCCGCAGGAAGAGUGUGGCUGGUGGGCGGCCAGCUGCCCGGGGGCCCCGCCCACCGCCGGCCGCGGCCGCCAAUCGCACGAUCGCGCCGGGAGACCCCGCCCCGGGGCCCCGCCCCCACCGCGUGACCGGAAGCGCGCGGGGCCCCCAAGAUGGCGGCCGAGACCCGGAAGUGAGCGCGGCCGCCGCCGAUCGCGGAGACGCCGAGACGCCACGGGGCUCCGCGCCGGCAGGUCCCGGGUCCGAGGUGAGCGCGCCCGCCGGAGCCCCGGCCCCGGCCUCCCGGGUUGCGCGGGGUGCGAGGUCCCGGAGUCCCGGAGUCCCGGGCGGGGUCGGCCCCUCUUCCGGCGACUCUCCCCCACCCCCCCCCGUCGCCGUGAGCCUUGACCCCCGACCCCCGACCUCCGACCCCCGACCCCGCCUCCUGCCAGAACUUGGCCCCUGCCGCCCGCUGCGACCCCGCCUCCUCGUGAACUUGGACCCGCCGUGGCGCGGGACCCGGGCCCGCAGCCCCGCUCCGGGGCCCCUGACGCGCGGGGACCCCCUUUUCUGGGCCCCGCCGGUGCUGGGGGCUGGACGGGGACCCCGCUUUGGGGGGCCCGGGGGCGUCCCCGGCCGGGCAGGGGCGGCUGAGCGCGCUCUCCGACCCCCGACCCCCGACCCCGGACCCCCGAUCCCCCCGCCCAGGCGGCCCGGCCCGACCCUCCGCACAGAAGGAAUCACCCUGAUCCUCAGCACCCUGAUCCUCAGCACCCUGACCCUCAGCACCCUGACCCUCAGCACCCUGACCUCACCCCUGAUCCUCAGCACCCUGAUCCUCAGCACCCUGACCCUCAGCACCCUGACCCUCAGCACCCUGACCUGUUACACCCUGACCCUGAGCACCCUGACCCUGAGCACCCUGACCCUCAGCACCCUGACCCUCAGCACACUGACCCUCAGCACCCUGAUCCUGAGCAUCCUGACCCCUCAGCACCCUGACCCUGAGCAUCCUGACCCCUCACACCUGACCCUCAGCACCCUGACCUUCAGCACCCUGAUCCUGAGCACCCUGACCCUCAGCACCCUGACCCAUCACACCCUGAUCCUCAGCACCCUGAUCCUCAGCACCCUGACCCUCAGCACCCUGACCUUCAGCACCCUGAUCCUGAGCACCCUGACCCUCAGCACCCUGACCCAUCAGCACGCUGACCCUCAGCACCCUGACCCUGAGCACCCUGACCCCUCAGCACCCUGA
Erinaceus europaeus (western European hedgehog) is the source of this 2790-nucleotide messenger RNA. Its product is annotated as collagen alpha-1(I) chain-like. Gene Ontology annotation, cellular component: cytoplasm; actin filament. Gene Ontology annotation, biological process: actin filament polymerization. Gene Ontology annotation, molecular function: microtubule binding; actin binding. Bases 1 to 2790 code for a protein of 929 amino acids. NCBI's taxonomy places the organism in Eukaryota, Metazoa, Chordata, Mammalia, Eulipotyphla, Erinaceidae. The record is from RefSeq and is a predicted model, not a curated record. The transcript is spliced from 13 exons.